This is a messenger RNA of Paramuricea clavata, 2272 nucleotides long. The record is from the annotation of a GenBank genome assembly. Lineage: Eukaryota; Metazoa; Cnidaria; Anthozoa; Malacalcyonacea; Plexauridae.
CAUUGUAUUCAAGGAAAGACGGUAUUUAAUCCUUUAUUAAUUCGUCUUGACUGUGGAUAUACGGCCAGUAAUCCUAGUGGAUGCUGGGAACAUGACGGCUAUGGACCCAUUGCAACAUUCAAGUCUGAUUGGGACAGGUAAAGUAUGCAAAUGUUUUUUACAGUAACAUAUUUGUCCGCAAAAAUUUGUCUGGUGGAAAAGGCCGUUUGCAGAACCUGGUCACAUGACUGCCCAACCCUAAAAUCAAACAGUACUGACAAAUGAUCCAUGAUAUUAAAAAAAUUACAAUAAAACUGGUUAAGAUUUCUAUGACAAUGUUUUAAUUUGCUAAUUUUAUAUGUAUACAAAUACAGUACAUGUAAAACAAAUUUUGUAUUUGCCAAAUUUUCUUUGUUGACCCAUAUAGGCCAACAAAAUUUGUACUUUGCCAAGUAAUACUCCUGGCUUAUUAUUAGCAUGACAAAAUUACUGGAUGCUGAUUGGAGAUUAGGAUUUAGAGAGGUCCCUAGCCCGCACUCAACAAUUUCUGUAAAUAUACUACACAUAAAUUUAUUCUACAUGGGGAAAAUUUUUAAAAUAAAUAAAAAAAAUAUAUUAAAAUAAAUUUCAUCAAUUGUAAGGUCAUGUAACUCGUGUUACACGGUGCAUUUUUUCUUGCAACUUGUAAUGCAAUUCUACUCUUGAGAGAUGUUAAUUAGUGAAAUCAGUGAAGAAUUUUUGAUAUGUUGAGAAUGACAUCAGCGGAGUCACAGAUGAGGUAAGUGUUGGUUUGAAACGCUUACUUAAAAUUAGUUCAUUGUCCUUCAUAAAUAGUUCAUUAUGUUUUAGUUAAUAAUAUAGUUAAUUUGAUUGAUACCAGGACGGAAACGGCUAUACCAUAUGUUCCUAAUAGACUAGAUAGCGUGAGUUAGUAAAGUUGUGAGUUGUGCGUCAGAGUAAGGACGUGUAAUUGCUACAAGCUAUUUAAACUGAAAGGGACAUUUCUACGUAUUUGUACGAAGAACUGCUAUUCAUCGCUACUCGUUUGGUACAAGUGUAAACCAAAGUACGUAAGUUUUACAGUAUUGUAUGUGCUUGUUAGUUUUGUUAGUCAAUGACAUUUGUAUGUUAGUUUUCGCAUGCAUUAAGUAACAUAGUUAAGUAGUUUAUUUUAUUGUCAUGUUUCAGUUCGAACCUACAAUCUAUGCUACAAUCUAUGCUACAAUCUAUUUACGCUACAAUUUGUGCUACAACUUAUCUACAAUUUAUCCUACAAAUCUACGACUGCGCCUAACCUACAAGUCCCACAUCGUGUUUAUUCUACAAUUUGCUACCCGUAUUGAAUUUCUACUUGGCUACAAUACGUUGCGUGACUUGUACAAAGGCCAUUGAUUUUGUUGAAUAUUAAAUUUGUUAACCAAUGUACAUCGAUUUGCUAUUUGUUGAGUUCGAAUAUUCAUUUGUACCUAUUUCAACCAUUCAACCCCCUGUGACUCUUGUAUUUGGCAACCAAGAGUUACAGUAAGUACUUACCUCAUCUGUGGCGGAGCAUAGAGAUUAUAAAUAACACUAAUAAUAAUAGUGUUAUUUAUAAUCUCUAUGUGGCGGAGUGUAAUGAAGACUCGUAUUUGGCAAUUUUACAUCUCUCAAGAGUAGAAUUGCAUUGCAAGUUGCAAGAAAAAUUGCACCGUGUAACAUGGCCUUAAAAAAGAAAAUGGCCCAAAAGUAUUUAAACACAAAUGAAAUUGUCCUAGAGGAACUUAAAGCAAAAGAACUAAAUGAAAAUAUGAACAAAAGCACCAAAUUUUAGUUGAAAGUCUGGCAGGACUGGGCUUUGGCGAGAGAAUAUGAUGUUGACAUUGAGAAUUAUCGAAUUUUGUCAUGCUAAAUAAUAAAGAAGUAAUCAUGCGAUGUUGCUCGUACAAUUAAGGAAUAAUACCCGUCUCGACGACUUGUCCAAUUUUCACAAAAUUUCCAAACAUCGCUUGUACUAUCCUUAAUUGUUCUUGCCAUUGCAUGAUUAUCUAUACUUGUACAACAUUAUACAUUAUAAUUAUAAAUUAUAAACAAAUUUCAUCAAUUUUAUUGCAAUCAUAUUAAUCAUUAUUGGAAACAUUUCCGUAGGUUUGGAGGUACGAAAGUGGAGAGAUUCAGACAUACUAGCUGGGGAGGUGAGGAUUGGGAUUUGGUCGAUAGGAUAUUGUCAGCCGGUUUGGAAAUUGAACGAUUGAAGAUUUUGAACUUCUUUCAUUUCUACCACACGAAGAAAGAGACGUGGAAAGAUUCAGAAUGA